UCAGACAUGUUUUUCCCCCUCCUCCAUGGUCCGCCUUGUUUCCCUCCAUCUCCGCUUAUCUCUCAGUGCUCGGACGUUGCGUUAAGGUGCGGAUCCGAGUCCCGCUCUUGGGGAAAUUUGAGGAAAGUCAUACGACUUAUACGCCUUCAAAGGACAAUAUAAGCCUAUACAAAUUGAAACAGCAGACAUUUCUCCAUCUUUGUGCAGUUGUUUUGAAACUACAGUAAAAUGGAUCCAAUGACUCAGUCCGCCCAGAUAUCGUCGUCGCAAGGGUUUGCCGAUGGACAAAAUUCUGCUGUCAAAGAAUCAAAGCAGCCUGAUUCCUUUCUUUCCUCUUCGCCUGUAUCUCUCAUUCAAUCUCCUCAAGACAAAAGAGUGGUCCUGGGCUCCGACAAGCCCUGUGAAGGUGUAGCGACAUCCCUUCGCUUUCCCUCUCAACCUGGCUCAUUCACUCCUGGUAAUUAUGGAAGUGAAGCUGGGCUGCCAGAUGGACAACUGGAUUCACCGAUAAAGAUGUCUCCUGUUUCAGAGCGAAUAAAGGCAUUGGAAGCUCUUGCUGCCAAAAAGAAGGAAACAGAUUUUAGAAGUGAGGGAGGUUUCUCUCACUUCAAAGACCGCCACCAUGAGAAAUCUCCCACCGAGACCCCAAAAUCUCCCACAGAGACCCCAAAAUCUCCCACUGAGAAAAUCACACCAACUGUCCAGAAGAGGAGACGUUCUGUUGAUCAGGAGUCACCAGAAUCUCCGUUUGAAGUACUGGGAGAUUUAAGACAAGUGAAUGAAUUUGAAGAAACAGAAGAGUGGAUGAAGGCUCAUCUACCUCCUGUGCCAGACUUUGAUACUGUAGAUUUAAUUAAAUGCACCGUGACUUCAGACAACGUUGCAUCAAAGGAGAACAAGGAGAAUGACACAGUUAUGCCUGCUGCCUUUGCUGGUGUCCCUGAUGCUUUCCAGGAUUCUCCUGUUGAAGCUCCAAAACCAGAUGAUUUCAGUGCUGCACAGAAACAGCCAAGUGUUGAGGAGGAGCCUGAAUUUGAUCUUAGGUUUUUGCCGACAGCUUACAUGUGGGAUCAGCAGGAAAAAUCUGGUGUUCAGCCUUCAUCAAAUCUUAAUUCAGUGCUUCCAGCUUCACCUGCACCUCCUGCAGGCUUUGACUCCCCUUCUCCUGUCUUCCCACCAGUUUGCAUGGAUGCUAAACCAAAGUCCACCGGUGAUCUGGAGCCCCCAGAGGCAAGUGAAGCAGACAGCUCAGGAGAGUCAGAUGAUACUGUCAUUGAAGAUGGUGUCUCUGUUUCUGUCUCUUCUGAUCAAGCAGUUUCAAAUGAAAAUGAUCCUGCCAGCACCCCUCCUCCUUCUGUCGCACCAAGUCUUCCCACUGAGGAAAAGGAGAUUCCCCCACCAAAGUCUGAGAGGAAGCUAAUGCAGGUUCCAACAAUCAAUGUUAUUGAGACAGAUGAGCCGAAUUACAGCGAAGAGGAGAUGGAAAUGGAGCCUGAAGCAGAGGAUGAUGAGGAUUAUGAAGUUGUAAAAGACUCACACAGAGAGGCCCCCAAAACCCCGGAACCAGAAUCAGAGGAGAGUAAAAAUGAACCACCCAAGACACGCCCCUUAGAAACUGAAUUCAUGGAAGGUUACUCUCCUCCAUCCUCGCCUGUGGACUCUGAUGCUGAAUACUCUCCCAAACACAAGAUACUCACAUCUCUUACCGAUACAGUCCAUGAGGAAUCUGCCUCAGUACCUGAGACUUUACCCAGUUUAACUCAUUCAGAAGACUUAGCUUCAGAUUUUUCCCAAGCACAAUUGGAAAAUACACAGACCUCUUCCAUUAAACUAACUGAUGAACCCUCCCCUUUCAUAGUCACAAAUGAAGAAGUGGACUUCCCAGACAAUGAUGACGAGUGGUCUGAUGAAGCACAAGAUAUCCUGGUCAAAUCUUGCAAGACAGAUCUUACAUUUGUGGACCCAACUCCUUGCACCAAAUCCCAAGUGGAUGAAAAGAGCAACACGGUCGCAAAAGAGGCUUAUAUGGAGGAGGCUUCUGUUUCUAAAACCAGCUUCAUGCAAGAUGAUAUCUAUGACAGGCAAUCAUUUGAUUACGACUAUGAUGCAUCCUCUCCCUUGGAUGACAUCGACAAUGCGCCAAACAAUGCUAAAGAGCGGUUUCUUUCUGAUUCUUCUCAAAGCCAUGUUGAAACAUUGAAAGCAAGUACUGCACAGAGUGAUGUUCCUGAGGGCAGUCAAAAACUGGAAGAUUUCACUUCUCUGACUGAUGGUGAAGCCUUCUCCAAGACAGUUGCUCAGCCAUCUCGAAGAGAUUAUCCUCAAGACCCUUAUUCCUCCUUCCAGGGUGAUACAGUAAACAGCAUUGAUGAGCAAGAUUUCAAUGAGAAUAUGAUGACUGAUAACAAGGCAAAUGGUAACUCCCUCGCAGGACAGAAUGUUGACUUAAAGAUCCAGCAGGAUACUAAAACAGGUCACCAAGCAACUGACACAACAAGCAGCACAGAACGCAUUGACCCUGACAGCUCAGUUUGUGAGCCUACAGAUAGCUUUGUAGAGUUCAUGCGAGAGUGCCUGAAAUCAAGGCAGGAUGAAGAACCUGACUCUACACAUGAAGAUAUUCGCCCCCAGAAUGAGUUCUGCAAAACUGGUUCCCUUCCUUCACAGUACCCUCCAACCAUGGUGAUGGAUCUUGAACAAGAACAGCUUACUAUAACUGCUCUUAAAGAGCUGGGGAGCAGUCAAGAGGAGGAGGAGGAGGAGGACGUGGUGUCUCUCCAGUCAAAAGCUCCUGACCAGUGCAAAGCUAACCCCAGUGCAACAUCUCUACAGCAGUCAUCUAUUACCUUAGGUCCUAAUCCUCCAUGUUCCCAAAGCAACUUUGUGCUCGACAGCACCUAUUCCAAAGAGGUAGAAGCCAUCGACGAAUGGGUGGCUGAAGCUUAUCAUCUUGCUGAGCAUGUCUUGACAGCAAUACUAACCCACUUAUCAGUUAAGGAUCUGAUCCACUGGCGAGACCCCAAGAAGUCGGGCUUGGUGUUCGGUCUGUCUAUGCUGCUGCUGCUGUCGCUUGCAGCCUUCAGCGUCAUCAGCGUGGCCUCCUACCUGCUGCUGGCCCUGCUCUGUGUCACCAUCACCUUCCGCAUCUACAAGUCUGUGGUCCAGGCCGUGCAGAAGUCCAGUGAGGGACACCCUUUCAAAGCGCUGAUAGAUAAGGAUGUCAGCAUCCCUCCAGAGACUUUCCGCAAGCACGUGGACACCAGUCUGACCUACAUCAACCGAGCCCUGAAGCAGAUGAGCCGCCUCUUCCUGGUCGAGGACCUUGUGGACUCCCUGAAGCUGGCUGUGGUCAUGUGGCUGUUGACCUACGUGGGAGCCGUCUUUAAUGGAAUCACCAUUCUCAUCCUGGCCGACAUCCUGCUCUUCGCCGUGCCGCCGAUCUACGAGAAGAACAAGACUCAGAUUGAUCAGUACAUCGACCUGGCACGUACUCAGGUCAACACUACAAUGGCCAAGUUGCAAGAGAAACUUCCAGGAGCUGUGAAGCGCAGCAAAGCUGAAUGAUCAACUCCCCAAUUGGAAACAUCCAUGUUACCAUCGUCCUCAUCUCCAUCACCAUCUUAAACCCCCUUGCCUUCUCCUUCCCCUUCCCCUCUCCAGAUAACCCCAGCCCCCAGUCUAACUCCUCCACCCUACUCCAUCAACCAUCAGCACCCUACUACACUGAACCCUGCUAGGUAGAAAACCUCGGAGCUACUCGAUAUUCAAUGUAAAACUACUGCGCAGCUUAACUUGCAAGCAUUAAAAAAGAACUGUGCCUGAGCAGACAGGAAGCACGCCGCUAGCAAGGAAGUAAUGUGAAGGCUGCGGCGGACCCCAACUGUCUGCGGGGCGUGCUACAGGGGUGUGGAGGCAGGGUCGAGUGAACUAGACUGAAUCUAUGACCUGGUUUUGUCGUGUAAAGUGAGCAGGUGUGGGGGUGGGUGGAUGAUGGCUGUUAUGUCACAAAAAAAAAAAAAAAAGCAAAUGUCUGUACUUUAAACCACACAUUUCCUUGAAGGUAAGCAGAUAAUUUAAGCUGAAAAAGUUAAAGAAGAGGAAAAAAGUUAAAGGUAAAAAUAAAGGAAUAAAAGCAAGCUCUUUUGGGUGUUAUUGUGGCUAGCCUUAUCCUGCUAUCUUGCUCUCCAGCUGUUGUAUGGAUCGACAACAUGAGUUCAUUUUUAGAAGCUGGUAAUGGGUGUGUUGUUAUUGAUUGGCCUGUUACUGAGUUUGUUUCCAUUCAUCUUACAGGCACUUCUGUAAUGUAAGUUUCUGCAAUGCACUGAACUUUUAUUUUUUAAACCCACAAGCAGGUUGAAAUAAAAAAGAUUGGAACAGUGAAACCAGCUGUGAUAAUUUGGUCUAGUUCACCCUCUUUUGAUCAGAUGCAUUUUUUUUUUUUUGAACAGUUUUCUGUAUGUAUAUACACCUUAAGACAAGUACAGGCUUUCUCUGCUGUAUGGAACACGUUCGCCUCGCUUUUUAUAUGAAAAGGAAGUUCCCUCACUUACAGUGAGUCUAACUCGUUUUGUUGCACCUGUUCAAGCCACAAAGUGUUGAGGUCUCACAUUCACUUGUACAUUUUGAUUAUUCUCAUCACUACUUAUUCUUAUUGAUAUUAAUCAUAGGAUGGCUGCUUUGAUUCCCUGCUAGCUUGACAACAGCAUUGUAAGAGUUACGUUAAAUGUCACUGAGCUUCAUAGUUUUAAACCGGAGGUCUUUCAGAUGCCUCCGGAGAAAUAAAUCCUGAUUGUUCGAUAAGUUAAGACAUACAGUUUGUGAUGUGUUCUCACACCCCUAAAUCCUGAAAUGGCUUCCCAGCUCACUGUUGGCAUUUUAAAAUAAACAAACUGCUGAAUUGUGUUGAGUUUCAAAACUACAGAGUGUAUGGGGGGACAAAAAACCCACAAAGUACACUGAGUAGGUUAUUAGUUUGUUUUCACAUUUAAUUCUUUUGGCACAAAAACCACAACAUUGACCUGCAUGGCAGUUCAGAGAUUAGGGGUUGGUGUAACAAAAUCAGGGAGUGUUAUUUUGAAUAAAGAGUGUAGCUGGGGAAUAUUGCGGUAUGGAGAUUGAUUAUUAUUGAGUUGUGUUUGUCACUUUUUCUUUGACUGCCAGGAAGUGCAUGUCAUAGUGUAAGCUGGAAACAGGUUCUCACCCUUUAUAAUAGGCUGUAUCAUAUUCUUGACCCUGACUUUUUUGUUUAAUAAUUAUUACUUGUGAUUGUUUCAAUUGUGUUUUUGAAUUGGGUAAAAACCGUAGUCAUAUGUUAGCACUACUGCUACGUCUCCAUUUUGUUUUAAAGGGAUGAAUAUAAAGAAGGAACUAAAAUGAUGUGUAUGUUCGUGUUGCUCUCCCUUCUCAUUGUACCCCAAAAUAAGAUGGGAUGGAUUUAGUCCUUCCUGGAUACUGAAUGGCCAACAGGGGAACGUCACCCUUUCAUUGGCUCUGAGUGCAGUCAUUACUCAGAUAUGUGCCUGUGAGCUGUGAGUUUUCUCUUGUGGAACGUUUCUCCCCGUGCAUGCCUCAUGCCCGCUGUGUGUCACGUCACUGUGAUGUUUUGGUUCACCCCUUGUGCUUGGUGUCUCAUUCACACUCUUGGUGUUAAAGCCAAAAUAUGCAACAUUUUUUGUUAGAGAUGCUAGCUGGUAGGCCCAGCGCUCCGUCAGGAGGGCAGCUUAUGCCCCCACGGAGAGUGUUGGGUCCCCCCGACACUCUCCAUGAGGGGGAGGGGGACUGAAGCCUGUACUAUGAAACAAGUUCAACAUAUUUCUUUCUGUAAUCUGGCUUCAUUUCAGCUAACAAACAGUCACGCUAAACUGAUUAUCAACAAGUCAGUCCUGGCUACAUAAGGAUCGUCAUGUAACCUUGAGCAUGUUUGCAGCAUAUGAACAGUCUCAAACAUGUCUGCUGGCGGAAGGGGAAGCAGAUUUUCCAAAUAUGAAGCAGUUAAAUUGGGAGGUGUCACAAAAUAAGUUUUUGUUGAGGUUUAGUGCUGUAUCCGAAUUGAAUUACUAAAAGCGGCAGUUUCAGCUGCCAAAUGCAGGAGGGACGGUUGGAAAAGAAUCACCUACAGGGAAUACUUUAAGUAAUUAGUUCAUAAAAUCACUGCUCCAUCAUCUGUGCACAAGUAGGUCUGACUAUAAUUCUAUUUGUAUAUUCCAUUAAAUUAAUCUCCUGCUUUGAUCUACUCAUAUGGUUUGUGUUUUAUGGUUUCAUCCAGCUGCAUCCCUGGCAAAUAAAAACAGACAAAACAUUAUUCAGAGGGGUACUUUGUUAUCUUUCAAGCACGAUAAAUACAAGGUUCAGUGCUUCAGCCAGUCUCUUUGUAGGCUUACAUAGAAAAAGCACACUGAAAUGGCUGUGACACGGUUCCUGUGCAGGGGUGCACUCCUCACACAGAGCUGCUGAUCUUCUCUGAACGAUAAUGACAUUUUCCAGAUCAAAGUGUGUGACUUUCACACAUUUUGAUCUGUUCUCUUUAAGCAGCUUGGGGGCAGGCUAGUUGUGCGGCAUCAGUUGCCAUGGCGAUGUAGCCAGCGAACCAGUGUCAUAACACUGACAAGUCAGAGUUCAGAGCAACCCUGAAGUACUCUCACUUUGUAGGUCAGGCAUCAGUCCUCAGUGCAGGCCCUGAUGUUGUUAUACACAUUAUACACAGUAUACAUGUUUAUUUAUUUGAAUGUUGCAUAUUGUAGCUUUAAAAUGUUAAGUUGUCAUUUUACAUUUAUUUUGGCGCAAACUUCUAGAACACAUUUGCGUUAGGUGUUCGUUUUACAUGGUUUACAGGUCAGUUCAACCAAAUUACAAGAAAUCAUGGGACACAUGGGACACAAUCAUGGGUAUGGAGAGUCGGGUUCUUCACACAGCACUGGAAAAAAAAAACUUCUCUAAAAAAAAGUGAAGAGCAACAUCUAUUUUCCAAAACAAAACCACAGAACAUAGCGGUUCUUGUAUUUUAGUUGAACUGAGCCUUUAAUGUUUAACCAGUUACCUUCAAGCUGAAACAUUCAGUCAGUCCAGUGUGACCCGACCCCAGCGUGUUGUGCUGUACAAGCUUUCCAUGUGCACAUUACCUUUAAGUGAAACUUUAGCUGAGGAAGGGCCGUGUCACCUGUGUUGGUGUGCUGCCAGGGCUGAAGAGAUGACCUCUUCUCACAAUCAUAGUUGGCUUAUUUCUUUAGAGUCUAAUAUAUAAUACGAAUAAACCUCAACACAACUUUUAUCCUGCUCCUUCACAGCAUGUUGCUUUUCUCCUUUUCCCGUCUGUCCUUUGUGUUUUCAUCGGUGUGGGAGUUUGUGGCGGGAGUGUGUUUGACCUUUUUUCUUUUCUUUUGUUUUUUUUUUGUCUUUGUUUUGCUUUGACUCUACUGGUAUCUAGAUGUUGUUCACUAACAUCAGCUCUGUUUUGUAUUAGCUAUGACUUUGUUUUCAAUUUUUGAAGCUUUGGGAAAGAUGUUGCAAGGAAAAAAAAAAGUGGAAAAAAAAAACUUUGUGGUCUCUGUACUGAUGUCAAAGUGAAAUUAAUAAAAACAUGUCAAAGGAC
Messenger RNA from Scatophagus argus, 7588 nucleotides. RefSeq names its product reticulon 3 (gene rtn3). The transcript has 9 exons. Lineage: Eukaryota; Metazoa; Chordata; Actinopteri; Scatophagidae. Gene Ontology annotation, cellular component: neuron projection; postsynaptic density. Gene Ontology annotation, biological process: endoplasmic reticulum tubular network formation; neuron differentiation; brain development. The coding region runs from base 229 to 3564 and encodes 1111 amino acids. The record is from RefSeq and is a predicted model, not a curated record.